Messenger RNA from Oreochromis niloticus (Nile tilapia), 1649 nucleotides. RefSeq names its product sequestosome 1 (gene sqstm1). Gene Ontology annotation, molecular function: protein kinase C binding; K63-linked polyubiquitin modification-dependent protein binding; zinc ion binding. Gene Ontology annotation, biological process: endosome organization; aggrephagy; mitophagy. The coding region runs from base 180 to 1490 and encodes 436 amino acids. The record is from RefSeq and is a predicted model, not a curated record. The transcript is spliced from 8 exons. NCBI's taxonomy places the organism in Eukaryota, Metazoa, Chordata, Actinopteri, Cichliformes, Cichlidae. Gene Ontology annotation, cellular component: amphisome; aggresome.
AGAUUUCAAAGUGCGUCACAAACUCACCAACUCCUGGACCUGGACACCUCUCAGCGGACAUAGACAGAGAUAAACCCGGCCUCCGGUUGACUAUCAGCGAACAACACGCAGACAUACACCCAGCCUCCGGUUGACGAUCAGCGGACAGAGACACAGGUGUACCCGGUGUCAGUGGCAGGAUGUCGGUGACUGUGAAGGCCUACCUGCUGGGGAAGGACGAGGCGGUGAAGGAGAUCCGCAGGUUCGCGGUUGAUCAGGACGUAUCCUGCAGCUUCGAGUACCUGAGCAGGAAAACUGCGGACGUGUUUGGAAACCUGAACAACUUCAACCUGUUUUACCGAGAUGAAGAUGGGGACCUGGUGGCCUUCUCCUCUGAUGAUGAGCUGAUGAUGGGUCUGGGGUGCAUGAAGGACUCCACCUUCCGCCUCUUCAUCCGAGAGAAGAAGGAGCACAGACGGGACUUCCCUCUCCAUGCCUUCCCUCCCUUUGCCUUUGGGCCUCCCCCUCCCCCUGCUGGAGGUCCUCCACCUCCCCAUGCUGGAGGUCCUCCACCUCCCCAUGCUGGAGGUCCUCAUGCCCCGCCCCAUGGGCCACACAUGGGUCCGCCUCCUCCUCAUGUGGCCCCACCCUACGCCAUGCACCCCAACGUUACCUGUGAUGGCUGCGAUGGCCCUGUGAUCGGGACCCGCUUCAAGUGUUCAGUGUGUCCGAACUACGACCUCUGCUCCUCCUGCCAGGCUAAGGGGAAGCACACUGAGCACGCUCUACUGCCCAUUUGGCAUCCACUGCAGUGGUUUCCUCGGGGGAAGUGGAUGAAGAGGAUGAGACACUGCAUGUGGAACCUGAACCAGAACCAGGCUCAGAACCAGGACAACGACCAGGACCAGAACGAGUCUAGCCCUUCUAAACCUGCUGCUGAUGCCAACACCCCCUCUGGCUCUCAGACCAAUGUGGACUUCCUGAAGAACAUUGGCGAGGGUGUGGCAGCCAUGUUGAGCCCACUAGGUAUCGAUGUGGACAUCGACGUGGAGCACGAGGGCCAACGGACCAAGGUGACCCCACCUACUCAGAGUGGGGGGGGUGAGGGCGAUGAGGAGAUGGAGCAUACGAGCAGUGAGGGCGGGGCCAGUCUGGGAGCAAAGCGUAGUGACCCUCAGGUGAGCAAGGACUCUGAUGAGGAGUGGACCCACCUGAGCUCUAAAGAGGUCGACCCCUCCACAGGUGAACUGCAGUCCCUGCAGCCUGACAACCAGGAGCAGGGGCCCCUGUCUGAGGGGCAGGCGGGCCCCAGCGGGCUGAGGGAGGCGGCACUGUACCCACACCUGCCUCAAGAGGCCGAUCCCCGCCUGGUUGAGUCGCUCGCCUCGAUGCUCUCAAUGGGCUUCACGGACGAAGGCGGCUGGCUCACCCGCCUCCUUCAGGCCAAGAACUUUGACAUCGGCGCUGCGCUGGACGCCAUCCAGUAUGCCAAGCAGCCCCGCCCACACUAGCACUGAUGAUAUCAUCACGAUGUCAGAACCUGCAUCUGAUUAUUUCUACUCUGUUGUCUGAAUGACAAUCAAUACUGUCCAUUAAUCAAUGUUUCUGUUCUCUUUAUUGAUCAUCCUAUAAACGUUUCUGUGUGAGCAAUAAAAGCAUGAAGAAAAGCA